Messenger RNA from Lolium rigidum, 1347 nucleotides. Its product is annotated as serine/threonine-protein kinase RIPK-like. The transcript has 3 exons. Lineage: Eukaryota; Viridiplantae; Streptophyta; Magnoliopsida; Poales; Poaceae. Gene Ontology annotation, molecular function: ATP binding; protein kinase activity. Gene Ontology annotation, biological process: protein phosphorylation. The coding region runs from base 1 to 1347 and encodes 448 amino acids. The record is from RefSeq and is a predicted model, not a curated record.
AUGAAGGCGUUUCUGUUGAGGUGCUUCGCCCCGCACGGCGCCGACCCAGCGGCGGUGGGAGACCACGACGAGACGACAACCACCACCACGGCCAAAAACCCGUCGAGGAGGACAGAGAAGAGGUCGAUGCGGCGGGUGCAGAGCUCCACGGCGCGUCUCCGCACUCUCCCCCUGGACGACCUGUCCCGCACCCUGGCAUCGUCCGGCAUGCACGCCUUCACGCUCGCCGAGCUCCGGCUCGCCACCCGCAACUUCUCCCGGAGCAACUUCGUCGGAGAGGGAGGGUUCGGGCCAGUCUACAAGGGGUUCCUCGACGACAGCAUCGUUCCCGGGAUCGAGCCGCAGCACGUGGCCGUCAAGUACCUGGAGGUCGAGGGGCCGGACGGGCACCGGCAGUGGCUGGCGGAGGUGCUCUACCUCGGCAUGCAGCUCAGCCACCCGCACCUCGUCAAGCUCCUCGGGUACUGCUGCCAGGAUCGUCAUAGGAUGCUCGUCUACGAGUUCAUGGCCAGGGGCAGCCUAGAGGACCACCUCUUCAAGAAUUUGCUGGGGGCGACCUUGCCGUGGGCGACGAGGCUGAAGAUCGCGGUGGGAGCGGCCAAGGGGCUGGCCUUCCUGCACGAGGCCAAGACGCCGGUGAUCUAUCGGGACUUCAAGGCCUCAAACAUCCUGCUCGAAGCGGACUACACAGCGAAGUUGUCGGACUUUGGGCUGGCCAAGGAAGGCCCCAUGGUGGGAGAGUCGUGCAUCUGGCCGAGCACCAUCAUGGGCACCAAUGGCUACGCGGCGCCAGAGUACAUCAGCACGGGCCACCUCUCGGCCAGGAGCGACGUGUACAGCUAUGGAGUCGUCCUUCUUGAGAUGCUCACUGGCCGCCGCUCCCUAGACCCGCAGCGACGUGAGAGGGAGCAGAACCUCGUGGACUGGGCGCGGCCCUACUUGCGCCGCCCGGACAGGCUGCACCGGAUCAUGGACCCGAGCCUGGAGGGGAGCUACUCGGAGAAGGCGGCGGAGAUAUCCGCCAUGGUCGCCCACAACUGUCUGCACAGCGUGCCCAGGUCCCGCCCCACAAUGCUUGAAGUCGUCGAGGCACUCGAGCCACUCCUGGACAUGCGCGCGGACGUCCCUGUGGGGGCGUUCGUCUACACGGUGCCGUUGGAGGUUGUCAACGAAAGGGCGGAGGGUUCCAGGGAGAAAGACGGCGGCCGUGGGGCGACGGUCAAGAAGAAAACGUCCUUGUACGCAGACAACGCGCUACAGAGAGUUGACAGGCGCCGGUACGCGAGCUUGGUGGCGCGGAAGGAGAGUCGUGGGUCGCCGAGACAGACAAGGGACAGAGGAGCGUAG